This is a messenger RNA of Monoraphidium neglectum, 204 nucleotides long. RefSeq lists its product as hypothetical. The record is from RefSeq and is a predicted model, not a curated record. The coding region runs from base 1 to 204 and encodes 67 amino acids. Lineage: Eukaryota; Viridiplantae; Chlorophyta; Chlorophyceae; Sphaeropleales; Selenastraceae. The transcript has 2 exons.
AUGAUUCUGACGUCCCUCAGCGUGAUGCUGAAGUGUGUGGCGUCGGAGGGGCUUGAGCAGCUUGCGGAGCUGAUGUCUCAGGGGAAGCUCAAGGUGCACCUUGACAGGGUUUGGCCUCUGGAGGAGACGGCAGCGGCGCAUGAGUACUGUGAGCGCGGCCACGUGCGUGGCAAAGUGGGCAUCCUGGUCAAGCAGAUGGAGUGA